Messenger RNA from Rhopalosiphum maidis (corn leaf aphid), 800 nucleotides. RefSeq lists its product as uncharacterized. The transcript is spliced from 4 exons. The record is from RefSeq and is a predicted model, not a curated record. The coding region runs from base 248 to 745 and encodes 165 amino acids. NCBI's taxonomy places the organism in Eukaryota, Metazoa, Arthropoda, Insecta, Hemiptera, Aphididae.
AACACAAAGUGUCAUUUCAUACGCAAUUUUAAAAUUUCAAUUUUAAAUUCAAAUUAUAUACUAUUCUAACUCUUCUUUAAUAAAAAAUAUUACAUCAAAAUUUCACAACAAUAAACAUAUAUAUAUAUAUGUACAAUACGCUAUAUACACAUCUUAAAUCAAAUACCUACCUAGUUAAACCUGCAACACAACAACAAUCAAUAUAAAAACAGUGUCGCCGUUUUUCGUGUAAUCCAUACUUAUAACCAUGGCUUCAAUGCUGUCAUUUGUGCUGGAAAACGUACCCAGUAAUUGGGAACAAUUAAGCAACUAUGAUACAAGUUAUAUUUUAUUUGAUAUACAAGACCUUAGUAUAGAAUCAAAACACGUAAAGGCAAUGUUUGACUCAACGUUAUUCAACAUUAAUAGUAUUCGGAGAGUGCAAAAUCCUUUUCAGUAUGGUCGAUUCAAGUUGCGACAAGAAAUGCUGAAUAAUAAUUCAGUGGAGACAGUGUUUCAUGUUAUACACGUAAAAGACUUAGAAACAGCUUUAAAAUACACGUGUGACUAUAGGAGAUAUAAAAACAGAUAUGGAUUUGAAACUGUAGAUAAACACCCACGAUUUUAUUCCGAUGCCCAGAACGCUGUUUUCAACCAGUCUGCAUUAAUGAUAAACAAUAGUUGCGUAUUGGUUGUCAAUAAAAUAUCUGGUGAAACUAAGACUCAAAGUGAUUAUUAUAUUCAAUAUGUAGUUGAUUUUAAAUAAACUUCAAUAAAUCUAUUAAUAUUAGCUCUGCGUAACUAUUAACUAUACUUAUAUC